Molecule: messenger RNA, 1731 nt
Organism: Hirsutella rhossiliensis
Lineage: Eukaryota; Fungi; Ascomycota; Sordariomycetes; Hypocreales; Ophiocordycipitaceae
Product: pyridoxal-phosphate dependent enzyme domain-containing protein
Exons: 2
Coding region: 1-1731 (576 amino acids)
Biological process (GO): L-threonine catabolic process
Molecular function (GO): pyridoxal phosphate binding; threonine deaminase activity
Source: RefSeq, a predicted model, not a curated record
AUGCCGUCGCUCAACGGGCUCCCGGCCACCAAUGGCGCGGCGGCCCCGGACCUCGAUGGCCACCCGCGGCCCCAGACUCCCGCCGGCACAAUGGCCUUGACCGAGUACAGCGCAAACCCGUCGCCGCCAUCCGGCGAGAAGCUUGCGCGCCUCCGCGAGCUGGUCCCCGACGACCUCCUUCUCCCCAAUGGCUAUCCAGACUACUUGCGAAUGAUUGCGAGCGCGACCUCGCGCGUCUACGAGGCCUGCCGCGUCACUCCCUUGACCCCGGCCAUCAACCUGGGCAACCGGCUCGAGUGCAACGUCCUGCUCAAGCGCGAGGACACACAACCUGUCUUCAGCUUCAAGCUGCGCGGGGCCUACAACAAGAUGGCCCACCUGGACCCUGCCCUAAGCUGGGGCGGCGUCGUCUGCUGCUCCGCCGGCAACCAUGCCCAAGGCGUCGCCUAUUCCGCCCGCAAGCUCAAGAUCCCGGCCACCAUCAUCAUGCCCGAGGGCACCCCGAGCAUCAAGCACAAAAACGUCGCCCGCCUAGGCGGCCACGUCGUCUUGCACGGCGCCGACUUUGACGCCGCCAAGGAGGAGUGCGCCCGCCGCGCGAAGCAGGACGGCCUCAUCAACAUCCCGCCCUUUGAUGAUCCCUAUGUCAUCGCCGGCCAGGGGACCAUUGGCAACGAGCUCUUUGGCCAGGUCAACAUGUCCAAGGUCGAGGCCAUAUUUUGCUGCUGCGGAGGCGGGGGGCUCAUCGCCGGUAUCGGCCUCUACGUCAAGCGCAUGGCGCCCCACGUCAAAAUCAUCGGCGUCGAGGCCCGCGACGCCAACGCCAUGGCUCAGUCGCUGCGCAAGGGCGAGAGGGUCGUCCUCAAGGACGUCGGCCUCUUCGCUGACGGUGCUGCCGUCAAGACACUGGGCGAGGAGACGUUCCGCAUCGCCCAGGACGUCGUCGACGAGGUCGUCGAAGUCACCACCGACGAGAUCUGCGCCGCCAUCAAGGACAUGUACGACGAUACCCGCUCUGGCCUCGAGCCCGCCGGCGCGCUAUCCAUCGCGGGCCUCAAAAAGUAUGUUGCGCAGCGGCCGUCGCACGACCCGAGCCGGACCCUCAUUGCCGUGACAUCGGGCGCCAACAUGAACUUUGAUCGGCUCCGGUUCGUGGCCGAGCGCGCGGCCCUGGGCGAGGGAAAGGAGGUUCUCUUGUCCGUCACCAUCCCCGAGAGGCCGGGCGCCUUCGCCAAGCUCAUCGACAGCGUUACGCCCCAUGCCGUGACCGAAUUUUCCUACCGGUACGGCACGGGUGAGCGCGCACGUGUCAUGAUCGGUCUGUCGCUGACGGCGCCACCGACUCAGCGCGACGAGGAGCUGAGAACGCUGCUGGAGCGCAUCCAGUCCGAGGGCAUGGACGUGACGGACCUGUCUGGCGACGAGCUCGCCAAGAGCCAUGUGCGGUAUCUGGUAGGCGGGCGCUCGGGUGUGCUCAACGAGAGGCUUUACAUGUUUAGCUUCCCCGAGAGGCCCGGCGCCCUGGAGAAGUUCCUCAUGACGCUGCGGCCAAAGUUCAACAUUAGCCUGUUCCACUACCGCAACUACGGCGGCGACAUAGCCAAGGUGCUGGCGGGCAUCUCUUGCCCGGAGGACGAGGCGGGCGAGCUGUCGCAGUUCCUGGGCGAGGUCGGGUACCCAUUUGAGGAGUGCACGGAUUCAGAAGUGUUUAAGACGUUUUUGCGGGCAUGA